Messenger RNA from Oncorhynchus nerka (sockeye salmon), 8112 nucleotides. Its product is annotated as titin-like. The transcript has 31 exons. The coding region runs from base 7 to 8112 and encodes 2701 amino acids. Gene Ontology annotation, biological process: sarcomere organization; cardiac muscle tissue development. Gene Ontology annotation, molecular function: structural constituent of muscle; protein binding. Gene Ontology annotation, cellular component: M band. The record is from RefSeq and is a predicted model, not a curated record. Lineage: Eukaryota; Metazoa; Chordata; Actinopteri; Salmoniformes; Salmonidae.
CCCACAAUGGACCUGAGUGGAUUCAAGGAUGGCCUUGAGGUCAUUGUUCCCCAUCCCCUUACUAUCCGUGUCCCUAUCUCUGGAUAUCCCACACCACACGCAAAGUGGAGCUUCGCUGAUAAGGAGCUCACUGCUGGUGAACGUGUUUACAUGAUUACAAAGAGUACCUACGUAGAACUGACCGUCACUCCAAGUGUGCGUCCAGACAGAGGUGUAUACGCUCUGACCCUGGAGAAUGAUAUUACCAGUUGCUCAGGAGAGAUUGAAGUCAAUGUUAUCGCAUCCCCAAGUGCACCCAAAGACUUUAAGGUUGCCGAGGUGACCAGACAGCAUGUGCACCUGAUGUGGGAGGCACCAGAGCAUGAUGGAGGAAGCCCUCUGACUGGGUACCAGAUUGAGAAACGUGACGUAUCCCGCAAGACCUGGGUCAAGGUGAUCACUGGUGUUCAAGACCAGGAGUUCACUGUCACUGAUGUUGUUGAGGGCAAAGAAUAUCUGUUCAGGGUUACUGCCUGCAACAAGUGUGGCCCAGGAGAGCCUGCCUACAUUGACGAGCCAGUCAAUGUGUCCUCCCCUGCCACUGUGCCAGACUCACCUGAGAACCUGAAAUGGAGGGACAAGACAGCAUCUGGCAUCUUUCUGACCUGGGAACCACCCAAGUGGGACGGCGGCACCGGAAUCAGGGGCUACAACAUAGAAAGAUGCCAGCGUGGGACAGACAACUGGGAAUCCUGCGGAGAUCAGGUCCCUGAGUUUAAAUUGCAAGUGACUGGUCUGAUUGAGGGACAGUGGUAUGCCUACCGCGUGAAGGCCUUGAACAGACUGGGUGCCAGCAAACCCUGCAAGGCUACAGAUGAGAUAUUGGCUGUUGAUCCUAAAGACCCCCCAGAGAUUCUUCUGGAUGUCAAGUGUCUUGCUGGACUGACCGUCAAAGCUGGAUCUAAGAUCGAGCUUCCAGCUGAUGUUCUUGGAAAGCCCGUACCUAAAGUGAAAUGGACCAAGGGUGAUGUGGUCCUGAAGGGAGACGAUAGAGUCUCUAUUGACGACAAGCCUGGUCACUCCGUCAUUACGAUCAGCAAGACAACGAGAGAGGAUACAGCUACCUACAUCAUUGAAGCCCACAACAGCUGUGGUCGUGCUACUGCAACCAUUGACGUCAACAUUCUAGAUAAGCCUGGUCCUCCAGCUGCGUUUGAUAUCUCUGAGAUCACCAACAAGUCCUGUUUCCUGGCCUGGAACCCUCCCAGAGAUGAUGGAGGUGCAAAGGUCACCAACUACAUUGUGGAGAGUAGAGCCGUAGACAGCGAAAUCUGGCACAAGCUCUCCUCCACUGUCAAAGAGACUAACUACAAGGCCCUCAACCUUACGGCCUUCAAGGAGUACAUCUUCAGAGUGUUCGCUGAGAACCAGUUUGGUAUUGGUGUGCCAGCGGAACAUAUGCCAAUUAUUGCCAGAUACGCCUUCGAUUCUCCCGGUGCACCAACCAAGCUGGAGCCUUCCGAUAUUGUUAAAGAUGGCCUGACUCUGAAUUGGUAUGAGCCUGAAGAGGAUGGUGGUAGUCCUAUCACUGGAUACUGGGUUGAGAGGUUUGAACCAGAUCAGAACAGAUGGAUCAGAUGCAACAAGAUCCCAAUCAUAGACACCACAUACAGAGUCAAAGGACUACCCACAAGGAAGAAGUAUAAGUUCAGAGUCAUGGCUGAGAAUCUCGCCGGACCUGGAAAAUCAAGCAAGGAAACUGACCAGAUAUUGGUCAAGGAUCCUAUUGAUCCUCCAUGGGCUCCUGGUAAGCCAACCGUAAAAGACGUGGCAAAGACCUCUGCCUUCCUGCAGUGGACCAAGCCUGAGCACGAUGGUGGCGCCAAGAUCGAGGGCUACAUCAUUGAACUCCUGAAGAGUGGAACUGAGCAAUGGGUCCGUGUUUCAGAGGGAAUCAAUAUCCUGGAGCACUCCCUGAGAGGCCUGAUGGACAGACAGGAGUACUCCUUCAGGGUCCUUGCUGUCAACAUCGCUGGGGAGAGUGAGCCCAGCGAUCCUAGCGAUCCAGUUCUGUGCAAGGAGAGACUCAAUCCUCCUACACCCCCACGCUGGAUGAAUGUCAUCACCGUCACCAGGAACAGUGCUGAGCUGAAGUGGACAGUACCAGAGAAGGAUGGUGGUUCACCCAUCACCAACUACAUUGUUGAGAAGAGGGAUGUCAGGCGUAAGGGCUGGCAGACAGUGGACACCACUGUGAAGGAGCUGAAGUACACUGUCACUCCACUUAACGAGGGCUCUCUCUAUGUGUUCCGUGUGGCUGCUGAGAACGCUGUUGGCCCCAGUGAAUUCUGUGAACUGGAAGACUCCAUUAUGGCUAAAGAUACUUAUACUACCCCUGGACCACCAUAUAAUCUCUCUGUCAAUGGUGUGUCAAAGAGACAUGUUGACCUGCAAUGGGAUGCCCCCAAGAAUGAUGGUGGCAGACCAGUUCUGAGAUACUCCAUUGAGAAGAAGGAGAAACUUGGUACCCGCUGGGUAAAGUGUGGAAAGACCUCAGGUGAUGACUGCAAGUACAGAGUGACAGACGUCAUUGAAGGAACCGAGGUUCAGUUCCAGGUCCGCGCUGAGAAUGAGGCCGGUGCUGGACAUCCUAGUGAAUCAACAGAAAUCAUUGCUAUUGAAGAUCCAACAGGUGUACCCUCUCCUCCAAUUGAGCUUCAUAUCACUGAAGCCAGCAGAGACCAUUUGUGUGUUGCUUGGAGACCACCAGAGAGAACUGGUGGCAGUGCUGUAACUGGCUACCAUAUUGAGCUGUGUGAGGCUGGCACUGAGAAGUGGAUGAGAAUCAACUCUCGCCCAAUCAAGGAGCUCAAAUACAAAACAGAGGAGGGCAUCACCCCAGAGAAACAAUAUGUCCUGAGAGUCCGUGCCAUCAACUCUGUUGGAGUUAGUGAGCCAUCUGAUAUCUCUGAGAAGGUCUACGCCAAGGACCCUGACUGCAUCCCAACCCUUGAGUUUCAAACAAAGGACAUUGUGAUUGUUGAGGGAGAGAAGUGGCAUCUCCCCAUCCCAUUCAGAGCAGUACCCAAGCCCAAGAUAACCUGGCACAAAGACGGAAAGGAGCUGAAGGAUGAUGAGAGAAUGAGCUUCAGACAGGAGUACCUCUCCUGUCACCUGGAGAUCGAGAGCUGUCUGCAUUCAGACUCUGGCCAGUACAAGGUCACCCUGGAAAACUCCCUCGGAGCUAGCAGUGGAACAAUUAAUGUUAAAGUUGUUGGCCUGCCCGGUCCCUGCAAAGACAUUGUUGCCAGUGAAAUCACCAAGAGUUCUUGCAAGGUUUCCUGGGAUCCUCCCAACUAUGAUGGUGGUAGCCCUGUUCUCCACUAUGUGCUACAGCGCAGAGAGGCAGGCCGGAGGACCUACGUCAACAUGAUGUCUGGAGAGAACAAGGUCAGCUGGCCUGUCAAGGAUCUGAUCCCCAAUGGAGAGUACUACUUCCAGGUCAAAGCUGUCAACAAGAUUGGUGGCGGGGAGUAUCUUGAGCUCCGCAACCCUGUGAUUGCAGAGGAUCAGAAGCAGAGCCCUGACCCUCCACUGGAUGUUGAGACCCACAACCCUACUUCCAAGACUAUCACCCUCACAUGGAAACCUCCUAUGUAUGACGGGGGCUGCAAGAUUAUGGGCUACGUUCUGGAGAUGAUGAUGAAGGGUGAUGAGAACUUCACAAGAUGCAACGACUUCCUUGUGCCUGUGCUGUCCUACACAGUGAGGAAUCUCAGGGAGGGAAAACAAUACCAGUUCCGUGUACGAGCUGAGAACGCUGCCGGAGUCAGCGACCCAUCACGCAGCACACCAAUGGUGAAGGCUUCUGAUGCUGUCGAAACACCCAAGGUGUUCCUCAGUGGAAGCCUGCAGUCCGGUAUGAGCAUCAAAAGAGGUGCUCAGAUCAGACUGGGCGCCAACAUCUCUGGAUCCCCAUACCCUCAAAUCACAUGGUACAGGAACGACAUCGUCAUUAGACCAGAAGCCAUGAAGAAGAGACCAGAAAAACCCAUUGUUAAAAAGAAGAAGGAGGAAAAGAAGGAAGUGAAGGAAGGAGAAAAGAAGGAAGGAGAAGUAAAGGAGGGUGAAAAGAAGGAGGUGAAAGAUGAAGAAAAGAAGGAAGUCAAGGAGGGAGAGGUUGAGGUCCCAGCUACUGAGGCCCCAGCUGCAGAGCCUGCCCCUGAGGAGCCUGAGGAGGAGGAACUCCCUGACUACCCAACCCUCCAGGAACGUCUCACCAUCCACGACAAGAAGAGGGGAGAAUCCUCUUGCAUUGUCAGGGACACCAUCAGGGGUGACCACGGAGUGUACACUAUCAAGGUUGAGAACGACCAUGGUAUUGCCUCUGCAACUUGUGAAGUCAAUGUGCUAGAUGCGCCUGGACCUGCAAUCAACUUCCGGUUUGAGGAGAUCAGGAAGAACUCUGUCAUCUGCAAGUGGGAUCCUCCCAUGGAUGAUGGUGGCAGUGAUAUCCUGAACUACACCUUGGAAAAAAAGGACAACUCCAAGGUGGAGAUCGGAUGGAUCACCGUAACCUCAACACUCAGGGGAUGUAGAUACCCCGUGACCAAACUGAUAGAGAAGAAGGAGUACAUCUUCCGGGUCACUGCUGAGAACAAGUUUGGUCCUGGACCACCAUGCAUUUCUAAGCCACUUAUUGCCAAGAAUCCAUUCGACCCACCAGAGGGUCCUGGGAAGCCUGAGAUUGAUGGCAUCACAGCCAACUCCAUGCUGGUUAGCUGGGAGGAGCCAAGUGACAUGGGCAGCCCCAUUCUGGGUUACUGGGUAGAGCGGCGUGAGAUCAACAGCACCCACUGGACCAGAGUCAACCGGGUUAUUUUGGAGGAUACGGAACUUAACGUGGAAGGCCUACUGGAAGGUCUGACAUACAUCUUCAGGGUGGCUGCUGAGAACCAAGCUGGGCCUGGGAAGUUCAGCAUCCCGUCUGAUCCUAUGACAUGCCAGGAUCCAAUCUUGCCACCUGGGCCACCGUUCCCAAGAAUCACUGAUACCACGGAGUCUUCCAUCGACGUGGAAUGGGAUCCUCCUGCCUCCAACGGAGGUGGAGACAUCCUGGGAUACCAUGUUGACAAAACCCUAGCAGGCACCAAAGACUGGUCCCGCUCCACAGAGAGACCCUGGAAGACCCGGGUCUUCACUGUGUAUGGAGUCAGAGAGGGAGCCAAGUACCUGGUCCGUGUGAUCGCAGUCAAUGGAGCCGGUGAAGGAACUCCUGGCUUGACUGAAUCAGUCUUUGUCAGAGAUCCUAAAGAGGCUCCAGUGGUGGAGCUGGAUCUCACUGUGAGGAAUGGCGUAAUGAUCAGAGCUGGGGAGCCACUGAUACUGCCUGCCCUGGUCACUGGUAGACCUCCACCAGACAUCAAAUGGACCAAAGAUGACGGUCCACCGGACAAAAACCACGUCGAGAUAGAAAAUGUUGGAAAGGAAAGCAUUCUGAGUAUCAAGGCUGCCACAAGAAAGGAUCCUGGCAAAUACCAGAUCAGUGCCAGGAACAACAGUGGAAUCAAGUCUACAUGGACAAGGGUUGAAGUCAUGGAUGUUCCCGGGCCUGUGCUGGACCUGAAGCCUGUGGUGGUAACCAGGAAGCUGAUGAUUCUGAACUGGUCCGAUCCUGAUGACGAUGGCGGCAGUGAUCUGACCGGCUUCAUCAUUGAGAGAAGGGAUCCCAAGAUGCACACAUGGAGACAGCCCAUAGAGACACCCUCAUCUAAGUGUGAGAUUGUGGGUAUUGUUGAAGGGCAGGAGUACAUCUUCCGGGUCGUAGCGAAGAACAAGUUUGGCUGUGGCCCUCCCGUUGAUUUGGGCCCUAUUGCUGCAGUGGAUCCCAAAGCUCCACCAACUUCACCUGAGAGAUUCCACUACACUGAGAGGACAAAGACUUCCAUCAGCCUUGCCUGGAGGCCUCCCCGCAAUGAAGGAGGCAGUCCAAUCUUGGGCUACUUUGUUGAGAAGAAGAAGCACGAUGCCCCAGCAUUUGAGCCUUGUAACACAGAGAUGUGCAAGGACCUCUUCAUGACCGUCGAGAACCUCGAGGAGCUGUUUAUGUAUGAGUUCCGUGUCAAGGCUGUCAAUUUAAUUGGAUCAAGUGAACCUGGAAUUCCACUCACCAUUGUCAUUCAAGAUGAUGAACUUCCUCCUACUGUGAGGAUGUUGAAGACCUUCAAGGGAGAUGCCAUCACUGUCAAGAAGGGAGAGCCUAUUGAAAUCCCUGCUGAGGUGACUGGUCUUCCAAUGCCCAAGGUUGAAUGGUUGAAGGAUGAGGUGAUUAUUUUAGAGCCCACUGAGACUCUGUUGAUGGACACCAAGGAAAUCAACAGAAUGCAGUGCAAUACCAAGCUCAGUAUCCCUGCAGCAGCAAGACUGGACAAAGGCAUCUUUACAGUGAUCGCCUCCAACCGUCUUGGGUCGGCUAGUCACACCAUCAAGGUUAAGGUGUUAGACCGUCCUCUGCCACCUAGGAAUGUGAAUAUUGGUAACAUCAAGGCUGAGUCCUGCUAUCUAACCUGGGACGCACCAGAGGACGAUGGAGGAAGUGAGCUCACUAACUACAUUGUUGAGAAGCUGGACAUUCUUCCUGAGGAGGAACCUGAAGAAGAAUAUGAGGAUUCUGAGGAUGAGGAGCCUAAACCUAAGCCUGAGCCUAGACCCGUUCCUGUAUGGACGGUGAUCACCAACAGCAUCAUUGAGAAACGAUUCGGGGUUUGGAAUCUGGAAACAGGUAGCCAGUGCCAGUUCAGAGUGAGAGCAGAGAACAGGUAUGGACAGAGUGACGCCUGCGAGACAGAGGCCACCGUCAUCAAGGAUCUGUACGGACUCCCUGGUACUCCAGAGAAACCACAGAUCGCAGAGCACACCAGGUCCUCCAUGCUUGUGACAUGGGACCCUCCACGAGACAACGGUGGAUCCACUAUCUCUGGCUACUGGCUAGAGAAGAGGGAGAAAGGUUCGUCUUAUUGGGCUCGGGUUAACAAGGCCCCGGUGACGAAGCGUGCUCCUAAGCGCUGGGAGUUCCAGGUCGUUCGUAUGAUCGAGGGGUCUGCGUAUGAGUUCCGUGUCAUGGCUGUCAAUAUUGCCGGUAUUGGACCCCCCAGUGGACCUUCCGAUCCUGCAUACGCAGUGGACCCUCUUAUGAAACCCGGCAUGCCAGCACCACCAGAGGUCGCAGACAAAACCAAGCACAGUGUCAGCCUCACAUGGUCUCCACCUGAGAAAGACGGUGGAAGCUCCAUCAAGGGUUACAUCGUUGAGAUCCAGGAUGAAGCCUCUUCUGUUUGGAACAGAAUCACUGAUCUAGAGACUCUGCAUGAGACCACUGAGAUCACUGUCCCAAGUCUCAAAGAGCUGAAACACUACAAGUUCAGAGUCACAGCCGUCAAUGACAUCGGCGAGUCUGACCCAAGUCCCAAGACAGAAGUCCUAAUUGAGGACGUACAUGUGGAGCCGAAGAUCCUUAUCGAUUGUGUUGUGGAAGAUUUGCUGUGCGUCCGGGCUGGUCAUUCCUUCAGAAUCCCUGCCAUUAUCAAAGGGCGGCCCGUUCCUAAGGUGACCUGGGAAUUCACUGGACCAGCAAAGACCCACAAGAAGAAUCGCCUUCAUGUCCUUCCAGUUGACUCAGAGCUUGAAUCUACUGAUACUACCGCAAACAUCACUGUACCUGUGUGCUUGAGGACCCACUCUGGACGAUACACCAUCACAGCCAAGAACAAGGCGGGACAGAAACAUGUCAACGUCAGAGUCAAUGUUCUCGACGUGCCUGGUGCUCCUAGAGAGCUCAAAGUAACUGACAUCACCAGAGCUACUAUGAGGCUGAUCUGGAAACUGCCUGCUAACGACGGUGGCGAGAGGAUCAAGAGUUACUUCAUUGAGAAGAAGAAUGUGACAGGAAAGGCCUGGACCAUAGUAAACCAGUGCUGUUUCAGCCAGGCCUACGUUGUGGAGGGACUGCUGGAGGGACAGGAGUAUGUGUUCCGUGUGCGGGCAGAGAACCGUCUGGGAAUGGGACCUUUAACUGAGACCACUGAGCCUGCUAGGGCAAGAGACCCCAUCUGUAAGUUUGAAAUGAAUGAAUAA